This is a messenger RNA of Epinephelus fuscoguttatus (brown-marbled grouper), 5909 nucleotides long. RefSeq names its product acidic (leucine-rich) nuclear phosphoprotein 32 family, member E (gene anp32e). Gene Ontology annotation, cellular component: nucleus. The transcript is spliced from 7 exons. NCBI's taxonomy places the organism in Eukaryota, Metazoa, Chordata, Actinopteri, Perciformes, Serranidae. Gene Ontology annotation, biological process: regulation of apoptotic process. The record is from RefSeq and is a predicted model, not a curated record. Bases 158 to 907 code for a protein of 249 amino acids. Gene Ontology annotation, molecular function: histone binding; phosphatase inhibitor activity.
CGGGGCCGCAAAGGGAGGGGGCAGGGCGCGAGGUAUCAUGGAGGAUCAGUAGGCAAACUGUGGCCAUCAGAGGAAAGCAGCUACCGCUCUGAUCCCAGGGAGUUUCUCAACUGUCCAUAGCCCGUUAUCCUAAUCAGCGCACACCGGAUACUUCAACAUGGACAUGAAGAAGAGGAUCAACCUGGAGCUGCGGAACCGGAGCCCGGCGGAGAUAGCAGAGCUGGUGGUUGAUAACAGUCGCUCUGCAGAUGGGGAGGUUGAAGGUCUGACGGACGCGUUCACAGAGCUCGAGUUCCUCAGUAUGGUCAAUGUGGGUCUAAGCUCGCUGGCUAAACUGCCCUCACUGCCCAAACUACGCAAGUUGGAGCUGAGUGACAACAAUCUGUCUGGUUCUCUGGAGACUCUGUCGGAGAAAUGUCCCAACCUGACCUACCUCAACCUGAGCGGGAACAAGAUCAAAGAACUGAGCAAUGUGGAGGCACUGCAAAACCUGAAGAGCCUUCAGAGUCUGGACCUGUUCAACUGUGAGAUAACAUCUCUGGAGGACUACAGGGAGAGCGUGUUUGAGCUGCUGCCUCAGGUCACCUAUCUGGACGGUUUUGACCAGGAGGACAAUGAGGCGCCUGACUCUGAGGCUGAAGACGAAGAUGAGGACGGCGAUGACGGGGCAGGGCCCACUGGAGAGUACGAUGAGGAAGACGAUGAAGAGGAGGACGAGGACGGCUCAGAGGGAGGAGAGGUGGGACUGAGCUUUCAGGUGAACCGGGCCGAUCAGGACGAGGAAGACGAUGAGGACGACUAUGCAGAGGAGGAGGAGGAAGAGGACCAGGCGGGUGUUCAGGGACAGAAGAGGAAGAGAGACGCGGACGACGAAGGCGAGGAUGAUGAUGACGACGAAGACGACUAGUCCUCCAGCUGAUGUGUCGUCUGUGUGUCGUCCCGUCCUGUUUCUGUCCGUCUCAGUCCACCUCUGGACGCGUCCUUCGCCACACAAAAAACAACAAACAAACAAACAACAACCGGCAACAGAGACAGCGGCAACAGGAACUGUGUGAUCUGCGAUAGUUUGUUUCAGUUUGUAAUAGAAUCUCACUUCUUUAUUUUUAGAUAAUAUAUAAGAAGAUUUUAUCAGAACUUCACCUGUUGAUACCGAUUGAAGAGUCCACGUGUUUCCCUUUAAACCUGGUUCAGGGUCACAGUCUGUCCCCUGUCCACAUCCUGAACUCUGACUCAUCUAAACGCCUCACUGGAUGACUGAAGUCUGGCAGCAAACCUACCGGCCAAAAACAAAUCUACAAGUCCCGCCCUGCUGCGAACAGACUUCCUGUUAGCAAAGAUGUUUGAGAAAAGGUGUGACUACAGAAUGAUGUCACUUCCUCUCCUCUGUCAGGCUAGAUUUGGGUGUUGCGUCUUGGUGGUCGGCUUGGCUAUAGCUCCUGCUUGUAUCAAGAAGCCGUCGGGUGUGUUUUCUACUUCAGGGACGGACGCUCACUCUGGGAAAAACAAAACUUGUGUCCAACAUCAGGUGGUGGAAUAAAGAGCCUCCUGACGAAGCUUCCUGCUGUAGUCCAGUUCAGACCGCAAGACCUCUGAGACGUUGCUGGUCUAAUACACAAUCACAUCACACAGCUGGUUUUAAAGCCUACAUGCUCCAGUUUCUGAUUAAUCAGGGAAAAGCGCGGCUGCUGCAAACGUGUUACCAUAGUUACUAAAUGAUCUCGGGUAAAUACAGGCUAAACAUCACUGAUACAGAUCAGGAGAUCCAGACUGAACCAGACUGAGACGUAGUUUCUCUUACUCCUUUUCUACCAACAUGGAACGGGUUCCAUUCGGGUUCCUGCACCUAAUUUUGAACCAUUCAGAGCAUUUUGACCAAAAAUAAAUUCACUCAGAAACUGAAAAGUUGGUUCUCAACUGACACACACACACAAAAAAAAUAGCAGGUUGUUGUUUGAUUACAAUGGUUCAGAUCAAAACUGGUUCCAAGAAUCCUAACGUAACCGGUACUAGAACAACAGGGAAUUUGUCGGAAAAGCCGUAUCUGUCUGGUUGUUUAAGAGUUUGAUUGGCAGCUUUCACACAAGGCUGAAAGAACUGAACCGGAUAGGUUCCUGAAAUCACGUGAAAACCUGUCGUCAAAACGUAACACCCAUGCCGCCCAUGAUCUCAUCCCACUGGCUAUCCUGUUUAUACAGACUGUUUCUGUGCUGUUACUACCUCCACUGCCAGCUUUGAGGUGAGACAACUCUUGUUCCCCCAUUCCACGAUUGUACUUUUUACACAGCCGGCGUGAAAUUCCUGCCUCGUAGAGGCGGUGUAAAAGGUGCUUACAACACUUGUAGGUGUAUAUGCCGUGCUAUCCGGGCCCUAUUUCAGAAAGCAGAAUUAGUGAAAACUCUGAGAAUGUUAAGCUUGAGAUGAGGGAAACUCUGAGUUUUCUGUUUCACAAAGCCAGUUCAGCAAAACCCUGAGUCAGUUAUGGCAACAUACUCUGUGAAGCAAACCUGCUGGCUCGCAGGUUUGCUUCAUCUAAGCCUGAGGCUGAUCACCCACUGAGUAUGUAGCAGGAAGAAGAAACAUGGCGUGUCCCCGUGAAUAAAGUUGUGGACGUUGAGGCAGUUCAUUCAGAGGCUGUUGCGUAAGGAGAUGGUCAUUAGACCCUGUUUGGAUGUCUCUCUGUGAAGUGUCUGUAUGAAAGACACAAUUUCACCUCACAGUCUAUUAUUUAUCUAACAAUCUGUUCCACCCAGAUAAAUCAAAUUACACAUCGUGGAUUUGCAUUAUCAUCGGAGCAAAUUUUAUGCAUUGCCCUUUGUUUCUUCAGCAGCGGUAGUUUUCUUUAUAACAUCAGAGACACAUCUGCAAGGCAACGGUUUGUCAGGCCGUAGAAAAAGUGGCUCUGUUUCUGAAAAGACUUUUGCCAGUUUUUGUGGUUUUCCAUGGGCAUAGAUCAGAAAGGAUCAUCAAAGUAACCAUCAUGGGGUAUCAGUGGCUCCGUGGAUGUAGCAGGGCACCAUGAUCCCACGCCCAGCCCCUGAUGCAGCAGCUCCGAAUUCAAGUCCAGCCUGCAGAUUUUUGCUGUGUGUCGUUCCGUCUCUCUCCCCUUAAUGUUAUGCUGUUUUGCCAUUACAGGCAACAAAAAAAAAAUCAUUAGAAAAAGGUGGAAUUCCACAGAACUGCAGGUUUGUCAGUGUUAAUAAGAAAUUCAUCCACGUGGAUACAUUAUGCAAUGAUUCAUGAACACUAUUCAUAUAUUCAAAGAUUCUGCAGUGUAAUUGGCUCAUUUAUGGGACUCACAUCCCAUCAUAGCUCCAUCUGAAAAUAAAGGAGAUUACGUGAAGACAUCAUUUCUCAGCAAUUCAGUUAACCUCAGCCUUAUAUUGAUAUCUUUGUGCUUGAUUUUGAGUUGCUGCCCAGUGUGUUUGGGCCCCAUCGUCACUGAGAAUCAUGUUAUCUGCGCUCCAUUAAUGAUGUCUGUUGGUGUUCACUGUGAAUGCGCUUCCCUCAGGCUGAACAUACUCAGAGUUGAUUGAGGUAAUUCUGCUCAACUGUUCUGGAACCGAAAACUCAAAGUUUGCCAGCUCAGGCUCAGUCAACUCGGAGAUUGGGAUCAGGCUCAGAGUUUGUUGAGCCUGCUUUCUGAAAUAGGGCCCAGCUCGGGAAGAAUUGAAUCCCUGGUACCUACAGUACUGGAGAAAAACAAACACAACAGGUUUGUCUUUGACUUGGUAGCGAAGACACCCCUGAUUUGAUCUAGUUUAGGAGUUGUCUUGUAAACUGGUUCUGAGAUCAGUUGUGUAGUUUGGGUUUAUCACCAUGACAAUAAUCUGGGAUUGAAAACUCAGAGCUCUUGAAGGUCUUGUACUCUGCUCUGGACUUAAUUUGAUUUGUACGAGCUGGACCUGCUGUCCUGAAACGUCUCCCACCAAAGUCUUGAUUCAUCGCGAAUGUCUCAACGAGGAGUUUUAUCUGCAGGUGAAACAGAAACCUCUGAACACAGAGAUGAUUCUGCACAAACAGGAAGUGAAGAGCCAGCUUGUUUCAUAUCAUCUGUCUGUCUUCUUGGGCUUCACACCAGACAGUCAGACCACAUCCGAUCUGAUCUUUGAAAAUCAUCCUUCAGGUUUUUGCAGAGGACCAGAACCCGGUUCUUCCUGCAGCCAUAUCUGAUUCUGGACUCUAACAGGAGAGGAGAGCGCCCCUUCAGGACAUCAGUGUGUCUAACACCCAAUCAGGGACGUCACAUGUUUCAGGAUCUUCAUCGACCAUCGUGUUUUAACCCUUUAGUCCCUGAACUCAAUAGCGAUCACAUUGACUCUGCUGUCUCUGCCCCGUUAGAAACAUGCAGACCUGCUGUAGCUCAGGUCCACAUAGGAGAUGAUGUUCCCAGUGUGUGUUUGAUUUAUUGUAGGGAUUUUCCAGGGAAGAUUAGGGGGUGGGUGGGAGGAAAUAUUUGUUCUGAUGCGUUUGGUUUUUUUGUUUUGUUUCGUCUCUGAACAGCAGCUACUGUUGUUUUUUAGUUUGGCUUGUCCUCAAACUGCCCGUCCUCUCGUGAUGUUCAGACCACCGCAAUGUCUCACUUUAGGCCCCGCCUCCUGAAAAUAGCCCCGAACCUCACUGCAGCUCCUCCUCAGAGGAAACGCUUCAUUUUCACAUAGACCAAAACCUGCGGUGCGUUCAGGUACUUCUUGAGUCAGAAAACUUACCUGCAGGUGGAAAUUAAAUUUUCCGGAAUUCAAAGCAGCUAAAGUAAAACUGAGAAAGAAGACACUUAACUCUAAAUAAAGUCGUCUGAGGGCGCCAAUCAGACAUUUAUACAAUCAUGUUACACCCUAUUGGUCAUGUGACCCACUUAAACCCAACUUAAAUUAUAACUGAACAAACUGAUAGAGAUCACCUGAACGCACCGUUGAAGUGGAUUAUGGGAUACUGAGGGCUCAUUGACCCAUUACGAUGGAGGUGGAGCCUGAAACGGACACACCUGUUGCGUCUGAUUCAGGUGUCACUGCUCUGCGUUGAAUUCUGAAGCCAUGCAGGCAGCAACUUUUUACACUCUACUUUCUCUGUGUCUGUUUCAAACAGGACCAAACCUGAGCUGACAGGAAGUAAUUGGUAAUCACGUAAAUUGUUUAUUGAAAAUAUGAUUAUCACACAGAAAAAAAGUAGUGUCCUUAAAAGUAUAUUUCUGCAUUUCAUUUGUUUAUCUCCCGAGGAGUGAGUUUUUCUUGUCCUGAUGAUGCAGAACUUUGAACUAAACUGCUUUUGAGUUUUAGCUUUUUUCUUGUUUACACUCUUAAAAACCAACACACCACUUUUCAGAGCUUUCAUGUGUCCAGUACUUAAGUGGCGAGUUUGUCCUGUGCAACUCUGUGAGGAGAACAAUCAUGGGAAUUAAAGACAGGAGGUUUUUGCCCUGCUUUUACGUUGUUGAACGACUGAAGAAGUCUACAGACUCACUUGUGUGACAGUUUAAAUACAGUGAAGUGAGGAUGUUACACGUUAUACAUUAAAUCACCUUUAACAGCAGAAUUUAGCUGACAAGUCCAUGUUUGUUUUGUGUCCAGGCAGUUCCAUAUCAGUCCGAUAUUUAUCAGAGCUUUUGUAAUUAAGACUUGGAUGUCAUCAUGGAUGCUUUUAGGUGUGUCGCAAUAUACCAGAUAAUCAUGAUAUUUAAAAAUGACUGUUAAUGUUAAUAAUACAGAUAUGAUAAUAUCAUGUAAAUUGACCAACACUUCUAAAAUCGUUUUUGUUUAUUUCAGUCUGACUAUGACUUAGCCUCUGGGUCAACGGCAAGCCCCCAACUGGGCUUUGUAGCCGAUCUCUGUAGUGGCCAAACAGUGCAAUUACAACAGCCGGGUCAGUCACGUGAUGGCACACGGGCCUUUUUUUUUUUUUUUUUUUUUUUUAAA